This is a messenger RNA of Elaeis guineensis (African oil palm), 4523 nucleotides long. NCBI's taxonomy places the organism in Eukaryota, Viridiplantae, Streptophyta, Magnoliopsida, Arecales, Arecaceae. The record is from RefSeq and is a predicted model, not a curated record.
GAAAUGGGAAACCAGUCAAAAGGGGCUUGUCUCACACCCACCUCUAUGCUUCUCCUUUGCCCACCAUGGAGAUAUAUAAAACUCUUUUACAACAAGUCUGCUUGGCCUGAGAGCAAGUGAAGGGAGGGAAGACUCCUUUGGAUUGGGCUGUUUUAAAGAGAAGGAAUGGAAGGAAAAUAAUAGGGGCUUUCAUCCUAGAAUGAUUUGAAGUUCAAACAUAUAGACAGUGGGAUACUGUAUGAAGAUGGAUAUAUGGAGCUUCAACAAGAAAGGUCCAACCUUGGGGUGUUGUCUGCCACCAACUUGCGGAAUCUGUCAUCUUCUUCCUCAGCAUUUGUCUCUGCAUGUCAGUCGCCUUUCUUCUCCCCACGAUCACCUGUGCAUGGCUGCGAACCAGUUCGACCAGACAUCGCAAACGCCUCUAAUCGUAUUGUUAUAAAUGAUCAUCUUGGUUCUAGCACUGUGACUAGGCAACCAGAAUCUUUAUCUAAUGUCAACUUUGUGGCAUCUGAUGUUUCUCCUGCUCCAAGUUUCUGCACUUCCAGUAAUUUUGGAACCCCAGGAAAUGUUUACAACAACCCCGGUCUGGUUUCAUCCUUCAAUGGUAUUCGCAAUGGCAGUUCAUCUAAUUAUAGUCAAGGAACCAGUAAUGGUCACUUCGCUCGCAGAGAGAAGCAGAAGAGAUUGGGGAGAAGCCAGGGAAAUUUCUCAUUUACUCAGCCUUCAACUUCAGUUUCUUCAGCUAGUAGGCUUAGGAGCUGUGAUGUGUAUGUAGGAUUUCAUGGACAGAAAGCUUCCUUGCUGAGAUUUGCCAAUUGGCUUCGUGCAGAGUUGGAAAUCCAAGGGAUUAGUUGCUUUGCAUCUGACAGAGCCCGGUGCAGGAGUUCGCGGAGCUAUGAUAUGGUUGAAAGAAUAAUGAAUGCUUCUACCUAUGGAGUGGUGAUCCUCACAAAGAAGUCAUUUGGGAAUCCUUACAGCAUAGAGGAGCUUAGAAAUUUCUUGGAUAGAAAAAAUCUGGUUCCGAUCUACUUUGACUUGAGUGCUGCCAAUUGUCUUGCGAGAGACAUCAUAGAGAAGAGGGGGGAACUGUGGGAGAAAAAUGGUGGUGAGUUGUGGAUGUUGUAUGGUGGCUUGGAAAGGGAAUGGAGAGAAGCUGUUGAUGGGCUUUCCCGGGUGUUAGAAUGGCAAUUGGAGGCAUAUGAUGGUAACUGGAGAGAAUGCAUACUGCAGGCAGUGGCUCUUUUGGCUACGAGAUUGGGAAGGAGAAGUGUGGUGGAUAGAAUAAAUCGGUGGAGAGAAAAGGUGGAGAAAGAGGAGUUCCCUUUUCCUCGGAAUGAAGUUUUUGUUGGCCGGAAAAAGGAGCUCUCUGAGUUGGAGCUUAUUUUGUUUGGCGAUGUCAGAGGGGAUGCAGAGAGGGAAUACUUCGAACUCAAGACUAGGCACAGGAAAAAAACUUUGUUGAUUGGAAGGGCUGAGAAGUGUUGUGAAGACAAAAAUGCAAAGGAUCAGCAAUCAGAAAGCAGCAUCAAAGGAAAAGAGCCAGUUCUGUGGAAGGAGUCUGAGAAGGAAAUUGAGAUGCAAAGGUUGGGUAGUCCACAUAGGCAAUGCCGCCCUCUAAGGGCCAAAAAUGGAGGGAAGUGUGGUAGGAGGAAGAGAUCAACAAAGAUACUGUAUGGGAAGGGUAUUGCUUGUGUGUCUGGGGAUUCAGGAAUUGGUAAAACAGAAUUGGUUUUGGAAUAUGCAUACAGAUACUCCCAGAGAUACAAGAUGGUUUUGUGGGUGGGAGGGGAAACCAGAUAUAUUCGGCAGAACUAUCUAGCUCUGCGAACUUUUCUGGAAGUUGAUCUGAGCAUUGAAAACCAUUGUCCUGAGAAAGGAAAGAUAAAGUGCUUUGAGGAGCAGGAAGAAGAAGCAAUUGGCAGAGUAAGGAAAGAGCUAAUGCAAGACAUCCCAUUCUUGGUUGUCAUAGAUAACUUGGAGAAUGAGAAAGACUGGUGGGAUCGCAAAGUUAUAAUGGAUCUUCUGCCACGAUUUGGUGGAGAAACCCAUUUCAUAAUAACCACACGUCUUCCUCGAGUAAUGAACUUGGAGCCCAUGAAGCUUUCAUACUUAUCUGGUGUCGAGGCAAUGUCUUUGAUGAAGGGGGGUAUAAAGGAUUAUCCAAUAGCUGAAAUUGAUGCUCUCAGAGCCAUCGAGGAGAAACUGGGCAGGCUUACACUAGGUCUUGGUAUUGUAGGAGCUAUCCUUUCUGAGCUGCCUAUAACUCCGAGUCGACUGCUUGACACCAUAAAUAGAAUCCCUUUGACAGAUUUGGCAUGGACUGACAGAGAAGUUCUUGUAUUGAGACGACAUGCAGUCCUCGUUCAGUUUUUAGAUGUCUGUCUUUCGAUAUUUGACCAUGCUGAUGGACCGAGGAGUUUGGCAACCAGAAUGGUUCAAGUAAGUGGUUGGUUUGCUCCCUCAGCAAUUCCGAUACCUCUCUUGGCUUUGGCUGCACAUAAGGUUCCAGAGAAGCAUCAUGGUGCUCCCGUCUGGAAGAAGUGCUUGCGUACGCUAACCUGCAGCUUUACAACAUCUCAUAUCAAGAGAUCUGAAGCUGAAGCAUCAUCCAUGUUGAUGAGGUUUGGGAUUGCGAGAAGUAGUAGAAAACCUGAUUGCAUCCAUUUUCAUGAGCUUGUCAAGCUAUACGCUCGCAAACGGGGGGCCACUCGAGUUGCUCAUGCUAUGUUUGAAGCAGUUUCCCUUAGAAGCUCUAUCUCUCAAUCUUCUGACCAUCUAUGGGCAGCUUGCUUCUUACUUUUUGGAUUUGGGACUGAUCCUGUUGUUGUGGAGCCAGGACCAUCUGACUUGCUAUUUUUCAUAAAACGUGUAGUUCUGCCUCUAGCCAUACAUACAUUCAUCACCUUCUCUCGCUGCAAUGCAGCAUUAGAACUUCUACGCCUUGCAACUGAUGCAUUGGAAAUUGCUGCUGAGUCCUUGGUUUCAAGAGCUGAGAAAUGGUUUGAUAAAUCGUUCUGUUGCAUUGGACCAGCUCAAUCUGAUUACACAUAUAUUUGGCAGGAACUGGCACUCUUGAGAGCAACUGUUCUAGAGACUCGGGCAAAACUAAUGCUUAGGGGUGGCCAAUAUGGCAUAGGGGAUGACCUUGUUCGAAAAGCUAUUUUUAUCAGGACUUCAAUAUGUGGUGAGCAUCAUCCAGACACAGUAGCUGCUCGAGAAACACUUUGUAAACUUAGAAGACUUCUCACAAACAUUCAAGUUAGUUGAUCUUUUGUAGUUCCUUCUCAUUCACUAUAUAUUCUUUUAUGUGAUCUUACAUUAGAAUCACAGAAAUGUCUCAGCUUCAAAUAACAGGGAAAUUGCCUGGAACACCUUUCCUUUUCCACUUUGCUCUAAUUCUUAUCUUUUCGUUUUGCUCUUGCACAAAGCAUAGUUGAUAAUUUUUAAAUUAGUUUCAAAGUCUGAGAUUGGUAACCUUUUAAUAUUAUGGAUUGCUCUUGGUAACCUUUUAAAUCGUUUCAUCUUUCUUCGAUAAACUCUCUAGUCCACUCAAAAAGAUAUAGGUUGGUUUAUAUACUUUUUCUAUUAGCUGAUUGAGACUAUGCUGACUUAUACAGAAAAAUAAUACAAAAAUGUUAAUUGCACCUACAUAGCGCUUGGGACCCUUUCACCAGUUGAUAUGAUGCUAGAUCUACAAAACUUGGCACAUAACAAAAUAACGUUAUGGUUUAAAAUAUUGAAAUGAGGAACCAAGUAGCUUAUGAAAUAUUUUCAAAAAGCAGUUUUGCAAGCUAAAAGAAUAAUCCAAGAAUCAACUUAUCGAGAGUUUCAAAUUUAAAUUUUUAUAACUAUUUACAAGACACAGAAUGGAAUUAACUAUUAAGUGUAAGUUUGUUGCUCAUCAAUAUUGCUCCCAAGGUUUCUCUGUUAUAUAGAUUCCCUUCUUCAAACAUUCUGUAUUGAUAUAUUAUUGCUGUCAGUGUAAAUCAUCAUUACUAUUGUGGAAAAAAACUCUCUAGGCUUUUAUUGCAUCUUAGUAUUAUUUACAUAUUAGUUCACCUAGUUAGUCUUAACUGCCUUAGGAGGAAGAAUGUCAUUCAGAAACCCCUUUUUCUUACCAUAUUGUAUUUUUCAGUGGAUUAAACUAUUGGCUAAUGUAUUCAUCUAGUUGUCUAUACAAGUAAAAGAAUGCUGGUACAGGACGGCCUAAGCAUCUCAGAUAUUCAGAGGUUUGUUCUAUAGGGGACUGUUUACAUGGAAGUGGACUCGGAAGUCAUGAAAGUCACUAACCACUUCUGGAUGUUUGGAUGCAAGUGAAGAAAGUGGCAUACCUUGAUUACAUAUGUAUCUGAUUUUCACAAAGAAAAUUUGGUUAGAAAAGUAUCGAAUCGAAGUCCGUCAUGUAAAUUGAAUUGUCCUUUUAGAUUUUCAUCACUGUGUUUUUGCAUAGUUUGUCAUCAGUGGUUAACAUACAGAGCCAUGGUCUGCAGUAGUUGAUCAUGUCAAGUUUGUCACUUCCAAGA